GCCGGGGCGGCCCUGCAGGUCGAGGCCGAGGAUGACGCCGGCGCAGUGGGACCUGCCGGUGGAGCUGUGCUGCCGGCCCAUGGCCUUCGUCACCCUCACGGGCCUGGACGUGGUGUACAACGCCGUGCACCGCGCCGUGUGGGACGCCUUCUGCGCCAACCGCCGCGCCGACCGCGUGCCCAUCUCCUUCAAGGUGCUCCCCGGCGACCACGAGUACCCCAAGUGCCGCACCAAGAGGACGUCCUACGAGUGGUACAUUCCGAAAGGGAUCCUGAAGACCGGUUGGAUGAACAAACACCUGAAUCUGGUUCCAGCGCUUGUGGUGGUGUUCUACGAACUAGACUGGGAAGAGCCGCAGUGGAAGGAAAAACAGUCCGAGUGUGCCACUCGAGUUGAAAUUGUCAGGCAAAGUUUGCAGGGACGAAAUACGAAAGUUGCUGUGGUUUUGAUUCAGAAAAAAACGCCGUUACCUCCAGGGGAAGAUGUUAUUGCAUCAGAGAGGGCAGCAGCUUUAUGUAAUGCUUGUGACCUUUCUGGAAAAUCCCUGUUUGUACUUCCGCACACUGAUCAUCUUGUUGGUUAUAUUAUAAGAUUGGAGAAUGCUUUCUAUGAGCAUGCACAGAACUACUAUUAUACAGAAAUAAGAAGAGUUAAAUGUCAUAAGGAGUUCUUGAACAAAACCACUCAUCAGCUUUUAUUUGUUAGACACCAGUUCAAAAUAGCAUUCUUCAGUGAGCUGAAACAAGAUACGCAGAACGCUCUAAAAAAUUACAGAACUGCAUAUAAUCUUGUGCAUGAAUUGAGGGCUCAUGAAACAAACAUGCUGGAAAUCAAGACCAUGGCUGGAUUUAUAAACUACAAGAUCUGUCGCCUCUGUUUUCAGCAUAAUACUCCACUGGAUGCAAUUGCUCAGUUCAGAAAACAUAUUGACUUGUGCAAGAAAAAAAUAGGAAGUGCGGAACUGGCUUUUGAACAUGCUGCUUGGAUGUCGAAACAGUUUCAGGCUUUUGGUGACCUGUUUGAUGAAGCGAUUAAGCUGGGGUUGACAGCAAUUCAAACUCAGAAUCCAGGUUUUUAUUACCAGCAGGCAGCCUACUAUGCGCAGGAACGGAAAGAACUAGCAAAUAUGCUUUGUAACCACGAUUCCUCUGUGAUGUACCCAAAUCCGGAUCCGCUGGAAACACAGACGGGAAUGCUUGACUUCUAUGGGCAAAGGCCUUGGCGGCAGGGAAUAUUAAGCUUUGAUCUUUCUGAUCCUGAAAAAGAGAAGCUGGGGAUUUUAGCCCUGCAGCUGAAAGAGAAAAAUGUUCUUCACUCAGAGUUAAUAAUCACUUUGUUGAGUAAUGCUGUUGCACAAUUCAAGAAAUACAAAUGUCCAAGAAUGAAGAGUCAUUUGAUGGUUCAGAUGGGUGAAGAAUAUUACUAUGCCAAGGAUUACACUAAAGCUUUGAAGCUGUUGGAUUAUGUUAUGUGUGAAUAUCGCAGUGAAGGAUGGUGGACUCUUCUUACUUCCAUAUUGACCACAGCUCUCAAAUGUUCCUAUCUAAUGGCUCAGCUAAAAGAUUACGUAACAUAUUCUUUAGAGCUACUAGGCAGAGCAUCCACCCUUAAAGAAGACCAGAAAUCUCGAAUAGAAAAAAAUCUGAUAAAAGUUCUAAUGAAUGAGAGCCCUGAUCCUGAACCUGAUUGUGAUGCUAGUGCUGUGAAGGCAUCACAGAAAUUGUGGGCUGACCGUGUUUCCUUGGCAGGCAGUAAUGUUUUUACAAUAGAAGUCCAAGAUUUUAUACCAUUUGUGCAGUGCAAGGCUAAGUUUUUUGCUCCAAGUUUUCACAUUGAUGUUCCUGUGCAGUUUGAUGUAUACUUGAAAGCUGACUGUCCUCAUCCUAUCAGGUUUUCUAAGCUCUGCGUCAGUUUUAAUAACCAGGAUUACAAUCAGUACUGUGUGGUAGAAGAAGCCUAUCAAAAAAGUGAUAUCCUAGAACAGUCAUCUCAAGGAACAAUGUGCUUGGUCCCUGGCAAAACAAGAAAGUUCACUUUCAAAUUUGUUGCAAAAACUGAAGACGUAGGAAAGAAGAUUGAGAUCACCUCUGUGGAUUUGAUCCUGGGAAGUGACUCUGGUAGAUGUGUGAUUCUGAAUUGGCGAGGAGGAGGCGGAGAUGCUGCUUCAUCUCAAGAAGCAUUGCAAGCAGCCCGUUCCUUCAGGCGAAGACCUAAGCUUCCAGAUAAUGAAGUUCACUGGGACAGUCUGACGAUUCAGGCAAGCACUAUGAUUAUUUCUAGAGUGCCAAACAUUUCUGUUCAGCUCCGUCAUGAGCCUCCAGCCCUGACUAACGAAAUGUAUUGUUUGAUUGUGACAAUCCAGUCACAUGAGGAGACAGUUGCCAAAGAUGUUAAGCUCACUGCGGGUUUAAAGCCAGGACAAGAUGCCAACCUGACUCAGAAAACUCAGGUGACUCUUCAUGGAACAGAAACAUGUGAUGACUCCUGUCCUGCAUUGCUUCCUGAUAUCCCUAUAGGAGACUUGCAGCCAGGGGAAAAGCUGGAAAAAGCAAUAUACAUUCGUUGUGGAACGGUUGGUGCAAGGAUGUUCCUGGUUUAUGUUUCCUACUUGAUCACUACUGCUGUUGAAGGGAAAGAAAUCCUCUGCAAGUGCCACCGGGAUGAAACCGUAACUAUAGAAACAGUAUUUCCAUUUGACGUUGCUGUCAAAUUUGUCUCCACAAAGUUGGAACAUUUGGAUAGAGUCUUUGCAGAUAUACCCUUCUUAUUGAUGACAGACAUCCUCAGUGCCUCUCCUUGGCCUCUCACUAUUGUGACCAGCCAGCUACAGCUUUCAGCUGCCAUGACCCCAGUAGAUCAGCUGGAGUCUUUUGUGGAAAAUGUUGUUUUACAGACAGGUGAGAGUGCCAGUGAAUGCUUUUGUCUUCGGUGCCCUGCAGUUACUAGUGCUGGUGGAGUGGCAACUGGAUGUUAUAUCCUUUCCUGGAAGAGAAGUUCACCUGUGGAAAGUGUACCUGUUGUUAGUACAGUGAUCACUCUACCACAUGUGAUUGUAGAGAGCAUUCCCCUCCAUGUUAAUGCAGAUCUUCCUUCAUUUGGUCGAGUCCGAGAAUCCCUCCCUGUCAGAUAUCACCUGCAAAAUAAGACUAAUUUAGUCCAGGAUGUGGAGGUGUCAGUGGAACCCAGUGAUGCCUUCAUGUUCUCUGGCCUUAAGCAGAUCAGAUUGCGAAUUCUUCCUGGCACACAGCAGGAAAUGUUAUACAACUUCUAUCCUCUGAUGGCUGGAUAUCAGCAGUUACCAUCUCUUCAUAUUAACUUGAUGCGAUUCCCAAACUUCACUGACCAGUUGCUCAGACGAUUCAUACCUACACACAUUUUUGUGAAGCCUCAGGGUCGACAAGCAGAUGAUAACUCAAUUGCAGCUGCAUAACUCGGAGACUGGUACCUCUCCACUUAAAGAAAAUGGGAUGUUGCACAGAAUGUAUAAAACUUGCUUUGGAAACAUGGCUUUGAUUAAAACCAUAAGAAUUAAAUUUUAUUUUUUAAAUUACAACUCUCAACAGAACUAAUGUUUUAAAACAUCUAGUAUUUGAUACUGCAAUGAAUAAACAUGGGGAAAAUUUGGUGCUUUAUUUAACAUGGACAUUCUUUCUUUUGAAGUUAACUUUGUGAACGUCAAACUCUUAGUAUUAUUUUAUAGGCAUAUUAAAUGUCUGGAGUAUUUAAGCAAAAAAAAAAAGCCAAUUUGACUAAAACCAAAAGACAUUUUCAUAAUUAACAGUAGGUUGAAGUGCAAAGUUUGUAUUUACUGGAAUUUACAGUACUGAAAAUGCUCAUCCUUUGCAGAAGUGUGUUCUGUGCCACCUGUGUUGAGGGCAGAACAGAGUGUGCAGUAACAUAUAGUUACAAAUGACUAAUAUGUACUGUUGGUAUCAAGUGGCUUACUCUUUAAAACCAUAAAUCUAAAAGGAUGUAUUUUUGUUGUGUAAGCCAUACAUCAGAAAUUGAGUUCAGCAACAACUGUUCUAAUGAAUGAAGAGACUGAUAACAGCUGGACCAUCCAAAUUCAGCUUGGUAUAGUUUGGAUUAUUUUUACACACAGUUUCUAGACUGAAGAUAUCAUGAUAGUCUGCUGUGUCAAUUUAAAAAUAUAGAUGUCCUGCUGUUGUACAGCUCCAGAUGAACUGGUGUUUAAAAUAUGGUAAAUCAUGUAUAUAUAAAAAAAAAUGCAUUGGGAAAACUUCAGUUGUUUAACUUUUUAAAUAAUUACAUUUUGAUUGCUUGGAAAAUACCUUAUUUAUUGUCAAAGUGAAGUUCUAAUAAACAGCUUGUAACAGAGUAAUUCUGAAA
Molecule: messenger RNA, 4350 nt
Organism: Rhea pennata
Lineage: Eukaryota; Metazoa; Chordata; Aves; Rheiformes; Rheidae
Gene: TRAPPC11
Product: trafficking protein particle complex subunit 11
Exons: 29
Coding region: 32-3430 (1132 amino acids)
Source: RefSeq, a predicted model, not a curated record